AUGCAGAAACGAUGAGAUAUGACAAGUACUUUGUAUCUGAGAUAUCCAAAUUUUAACUGUAUCUAUGAAAAUUGUUUGAAGUAACGUGAGUAAUUGCAUGGUACGCAUUUCGUCUGCCAUAAAGGACUAACAGGCAGUUGGCAUCUGAAAUAAUACUGUGCUACUAUGGCCACAGGUGGCAACCGACUGGUGGUUGCUGCUUUUGACUUCGGAACGACGUAUUCUGGUUGGGCAUUUUCAUUGAAAAACGAUUUCCAAGCGGAUCCGUGCAAGGUACAAGCGAAAAUAUGGGGUGGAAAUCCACUGUCAUCUUUGAAAGGACCAACAUGUGUGUUAAUCGAACCGGAUGGCAAAACCUUGGGAACGUUCGGUUUCGAUGCAGAGACGCGCUAUAGCCAACUGAGUUUUACAGGAGAACACGCAAAGUGGUACUAUUUCCACAGAUUCAAAAUGAUUCUUUGGAACAAGCCGAUACAUAAGGACACAAUGCUGGAUGACGAAACUGGUAAAAGCCUUAGUGCCAUGACUGUGUUCUCGUUAUCCAUAAAAUGCAUGGUAGAUGAUUUGACCGCUAUGGUUAAUCAGCGGAUUAGCGGUUUGGAUCAGAAAGACAUUCAUUGGGUACUUACAGUUCCAGCGAUAUGGAAUGAUGCAGCAAAACAGUUUAUGAGACUCGCUGCUGAAGAGGCUGGAAUAUCCAGUACACUGUUGACGAUUGCAUUAGAACCCGAGGCUGCAUCUAUAUACUGCAGACACAUCCCCGUACAAGUAGGCGAAACAGGAAGUAUUUCAAGAUUUCAACCGGGCCACAAAUACCUUGUUUUAGAUGCAGGAGGUGGAACAAUCGACAUAACUAUACACGAGGUAUGCGACGGAGUACAACUUAAAGAACUAUACAAGGCUACAGGCGGAGCCUGGGGUGGAAAAAUGGUGGACAACGCUUUCCUGGAUUUUAUCGCUGCAUUAAUAGGAAAAGACAUGCUAAAGCGGUUCAAAGAAGAGCACAUGGAAGACUACAUAGACCUUCUCCGUGACUUUGAGGUUAAGAAACGAGCUACGGACUCGACAAGUGAAAAACUUCUGAUCCUUAAAAUACCGUUAGCUCUUAUUGAGCUUGUAAACAGCAAAGGACGUUCAUUUCAACAAAUUGUACAGUCUUCACAAUACGCAAAACAGACCAUUCUCUCGGGUGACAAGUUUCGUAUUGAUAUGAACAUUUUUCGGUCAUUCUUCAAGCAAUCAGUUGAUGAGAUUGUUCUUCAUGUGAAUCAGCUGCUAAAGAUGGAUGAGGCAUCGGGCGUGGAUACAAUACUGAUGGUUGGAGGAUACUCAGAGUCACCGAUGCCGAAUGAGAGCAUCAAAAAGGAAUUCGCAAGACUGAAAGUAAUAGUUCCGCCUGAUGCAGGUCUUGCGGUUCUAAAGGGUGCUGUAAUAUGUGGACACUGUCCUAAUUUUAUCACACAAAGAGUGGCCAAGUAUAUCUAUGGCGUGAAAUCCAAGAGGCCGUUUGUUAAGGGAAGCGAUCCUGUAGAAAAACUAAUUAAAACUGAUCUUGGGGACUAUUGUGAUGACCAAUUCAGCAUCUUUGUGCAAACCGGUCAAACGCUUAAUGCCGGCGAAUAUCAGUUCGAAAAGAAAAUAGGAACUGCAUUCAUAGUUAACAAAUCUUUCAACAUUGAUAUAUACACCACGACAAACAAAGAUGUCAAAUACGUCACAGAUGAAGGAUGUACGAAGAUAGGUUCUAUGAUUGUUCCAAUUUCUGGUAGAGGUAUUGAUCAACGGGUUAUUGUUCGAUUUAAGAUUGGUGGCACCGAAAUAAAGGUUGAAUGCAAAGAAGAGACUACUGGUCGAAUUACUAGCACGUCCGUCGAUUUAUUGACAUAACUUCGUCCCUUUGCGCAAACUCAAUAAAACAUUUUAGAAUACCCGUUGAUAACAUUAGUUAAGGAACACAACGGACUGCGUACAUGGUUUUCAGCAGCUCAAAAUUGUUAAGCCUUGUUCCUAACUAGGAACAGGUCACGAAAGCGCUACAUAGACCAAACAAUUGAAAUAAUAGAAUUAAAAAAAGCAAACAACAUUGGAUUAACACCUAAGAACUGUUUAUUUAAAUGAUUCGGAUUUUAAAACGAUUAAAGCGAUAUCCUAAACUUUAACUUGGUCCAGAGUUAUUAACACAUAAGAUUUUGGUGUAACAAAACAGCAACGAAAUUCAUAUGUCGUACUCUGAUUUCAAGCAAUUGAUAUGGAUUUAUAAAAAUGUCAUUUAACAACCCCAUACAACUUAAAACAGUCCAGAGGAAAACAUUGGGUAUUAUAGAAAAAGGAGCGCAAAAUAAAAACAAUAUUACCCGACCUUCCUACACUGAUGUUUGGAGAUGUUUUGGAAACAUUACAUUUAUUUUCUAGACUUAUUUAAAGUCACAUUAUGGACGAUUACAAGCGGCGCAUAGACGAUCAAUUAGGUUUCUAGGACACAUGAGCUUCCAACGAUAUCGUGCUCUCAACUGCAUUGUGUUAAGCGGUACAAGACCGAUAUCGCUACACCGAUUCACAUCUGCCUAAAACGAAACUUGAUUAUAACGUUACUUUCCUGUCGCUGAAGUGUCUUAUUAUUUAUGACAGUUCAUUACUAAAUGUCAUACGUCAUGUAUAUUAUGUUCAAGGAUUUUGUUUUGCCUGUCAGAUAUGUGUUUGUUACGUUCAUUUGUAGAGAAUAUUGUAAAUCCGGACAUGCCGUCCAGGAAGUCUAUCUUCGUUGGAUAACAAUCAAAUCUUUGUUGUUUAUUUUCAUGUUUGAUGAUAAACAUGAUAAAUUAGAUAGAUUUAAUUUACAUUUGGAAUAAAUAUGUUUAAAGAUUACUUAAAUAAUGUCUACGCGUUAUAAAAACGAAAAAAUAAUGGAAGUUGUUGAGUGAUCGAUAAAUGACAGUGCACAACUAUUUUGAAUUUUACACGCUUUAAUCGAUACAUCUUUUGUUUAAAUUAUUUCUAUGUGAUUUUUAUGUUUACAAUAUUUUUUUCUAGUAUAGUACUUCUUAUUGCGAUAUUUCGAGAAAUAUUAUAACGCUAAUUUGAUUCUAUAAAUUGCUGUAUUAAAUUUAUAGAAAUACAUACGUUGAAAACGUG
This is a messenger RNA of Dreissena polymorpha, 3132 nucleotides long. RefSeq names its product heat shock 70 kDa protein 12A-like. The transcript has 9 exons. Lineage: Eukaryota; Metazoa; Mollusca; Bivalvia; Myida; Dreissenidae. The record is from RefSeq and is a predicted model, not a curated record. The coding region runs from base 166 to 1887 and encodes 573 amino acids. Gene Ontology annotation, molecular function: ATP binding; ATP-dependent protein folding chaperone.